Molecule: messenger RNA, 1765 nt
Organism: Beta vulgaris subsp. vulgaris (sugar beet)
Lineage: Eukaryota; Viridiplantae; Streptophyta; Magnoliopsida; Caryophyllales; Amaranthaceae
Product: phosphatidylinositol/phosphatidylcholine transfer protein SFH11
Exons: 3
Coding region: 368-1558 (396 amino acids)
Source: RefSeq, a predicted model, not a curated record
UCCUUGAAAAAAAGAAAAAAGAAUGGUUAUUUGUCACAAAUUCAACUGCAUGGGCCAUGACAGAGAUUUGAGCCCAAUAUGGCCCCAAGCCCAUGAGCCAAUCCACUUCUGACAAAAAGUCCAUGGGCCAAGUCAAUAUAUCUAGGCUGGGCUUGAUCUGUCAACAGGGUCCGGCCCAAUUAACUUCAACAGGUACUAGUUUACAGCUGCUAGAAGUAACUUAUUACUCCACAUUGCAUGUUUCUUCAGUUUGCAGCAAGGGAGAUUCUCUGCCAAAUAAAAAGCACAACAUGUGCAUUUUGGAUUCAACGUCGAAGAGUUUCAGGAAUCUAUCAGAAAACAUGUAUUUGGUAGAAUCCAACGAAAAAUGUCAUCAACUUUGAAAGUUUUUCAUAAAUUGGGUAGAAGAGUUUGGAGGAGCAAAGGUGAUGAAGAAGAUGAUCUCCCUGAAGGAGUAUCAGGCCAUAAUCCAAAAGAUGAUCAAGCUGUUCAAAGUUUGCGCGAAUCAAUUCUUCAAGAUCAGGGCGAGCAGCCCUAUACAGAUUACCAUACUCUUUUACGGUUUCUGCACAUGAGAGAUUACGAUAUCUUAAAAGCCAAAGAUUCAUUUCUUAAGCAUCUUAGAUGGAGGGAAGAAUUUCAGGUUGACACCAUUGCUAAAGAGUUUAAGUUUGAAGAGUACAAGGAAGUUCAGAAGUUUUAUCCUCAUGGAUUUCAUGGUGUUGAUAGGAGUGGAAGACCAGUUUAUAUUGAGAGGAUGGGGUUGGUAGACCUUGAUGCCCUUCUGCAGAGAACCACUCUUGAAAGACUGGUAAAGCAUCAUGUUUUCGAGCAGGAGAAAACAGCGCGUUUAAGGUUCCCUGCAUGCACAAUUGCAGCAGGGAAGCGAAUUGCUUCAACCACGGCUAUAUUGGAUGUGAAGGGGAUAGGAACCUCUAGCUUUUCCAAGCAAGCAAGAUUUCUGUUUCUGGAGUUUCAGAAGAUUGACAGCAAUUACUACCCGGACACUCUGAACCGCCUUUAUAUUGUCAAUGCCGGAUCUGGUUUUCGUGUCCUGUGGAAAGCUUUGAGAACCUUUCUUGAUGCAUACACUGCUGCAAAGAUACAGGUUCUAGGGAGCAACUUCAGAAGUAAACUCGCUGAAGUUAUUGAUCCAAGCAACUUACCAAGUUGCCUUGGCGGAGAAUGCACAUGUCCGGACCAUGGUGGCUGUAUGUUAAGUGAUAAAGGACCGUGGAAUGAUCCAGAAAUCUUGCAAUUGCUUUAUUCUGGUAAAAUGAAUCCUAACAUAGGUGAGUUCCAUGGUAUGCCGACUGUUGAAGAUGCCUGGCUGAGUGCACAGAGCACACCAGAUGGUAAAAGUGGGCAAUUCAGGAAGGAAGGAGAUAGAACACACUUGUCAGAAACAAUUAAACAGCUGCAAGUUACAGCAAAAGAAGCAGAGAAGAGAUUUCAGGCCAUGGAAGUUGCAUUUAGAGAGACAAAACAAUUGUUGCAGAGAUGUUCAGAACAAAUAAAAGAUCUGCAGAUAAUGUUUGAAAAGUCUAACAUAAGCUGAAAUAAGAACUAACUCUUCUGCUAUUCUAUUAGCUAAUUUACUGAUGAUGAUGACUUUAGAAUUCAGUAUGUAAUAGCUGCCUGUAUAUACGCUGCAAAAACAGAUUCAAAAACUUUAGUCUUACUUGCUGUAUUCCUUGUAAUUUACCAUAAUAAUGGUCAGAUUUCGGCAUACACUACAUACAUAAUCCAUAAUUAGGAGUAUUAA